Messenger RNA from Dermochelys coriacea (leatherback sea turtle), 3564 nucleotides. It is a transcript of the gene RGL2, whose product is annotated as ral guanine nucleotide dissociation stimulator like 2. Gene Ontology annotation, cellular component: plasma membrane. The record is from RefSeq and is a predicted model, not a curated record. NCBI's taxonomy places the organism in Eukaryota, Metazoa, Chordata, Testudines, Dermochelyidae. The transcript is spliced from 18 exons. Gene Ontology annotation, biological process: Ras protein signal transduction; positive regulation of GTPase activity. The coding region runs from base 615 to 2966 and encodes 783 amino acids. Gene Ontology annotation, molecular function: guanyl-nucleotide exchange factor activity.
AAUUUGUUAGUCUCUAAGGUGCCACAAGUACUCCUUUUCUCUCUGCUCUGAGUUUCAUGUCACUUCCUUUCCAGGUGUACUCCACUCCAGGAUUUCGGUCUCCCCAGCAGGCUUUGCUCUGGGCUGUGCCGUUCUGGCUCCGAUCCUCCCACUGCACUGCUGCCGGCUUUGCUCCCGGCUUUACGGUUUCCUAGAGCCAGUCCAGGCUGAUACAGCUCCGGGCUUUGUGCCUCUCCACGAGUUCCAGCUCCGGGCUUUCCGUCCUGCCCCACUUCCAGCCCCUCCCUGGCUCCAGCUCUGGGCUUUCUGUCUCUCUGGCUCCAGGCUCUGUCCAGCUCCGUUCCGUCUGUGCCAACUCCAGCUCCGGAUUUCUCUCUCUCCGGCCCCUGGCUCCACCCCGUCCUCCCCUCCUACCCAGCUCCGGGCUCCACAGCUCCGGAGUUUCCACCCAGCCUGUUCUAGGGCGUAGCAGGGAGCCGGGUGCCCGAGGGGAGAAGGGACCUUCCCACCCGCAGCCUGGCACCCAGUCCUGGACCUCGCCUGACACCCCCCUCGCACGGCAGUAGGGGGGCAGCCCAUGACUCCUCCGUGGGGCUGAGACGUCCCCUCCCCCCAUGCUGCCCCGCUCGCUGCGCCAUCUGCUGGAGGGGGCCCGGCUGGAGCUGGGGGAGGAGCAGGGGGUCACUCUGAGCGGGUACCGGAGCUGGCCCCCUGACCCCCUGCAGCCACAGCCCCCAGUGACCCUGAUGGAGGAGACCGAGGAGGGAGCAAUCUACACAGUGACCACACGCCGGUCUGGGGGCGCCCAGCAAGGGGCCCUGGGGAGGGCAGGCAGCCAGGCCCGCUCACUGAAGGCCGGGUCGCUGGUCCGGCUGGUUCGGCACCUGCUGGAGGCCCAGACGCUGGGCGAUGCCACCUACGUCCCUGCCUUCCUGAUCACCUACCGGGUGUUCGCCCGCCCCCCCACGGUGCUGGGGCUGCUGCUCGACAGGCUGGAGGAGGUCGGGGCACUGGAGCUGGGCCCCAUUUCCCAGGAGACGGCUGAGCUGCAGCGGGCCUUCUCCUCGGUGAUGUGCUCCUGGCUGGACGGGUACCCUGAGGAUUUCGGGGGGGGCUUGGACCCUGGCCUGGUGGAGCGACUGGGCCGGAGCCUGCAAUGUGCCCUGGGACAGGACUCUGAGGCUGAGAGACGCCUGCUCGCCCUACGGGGGGUGCCGGAGGGGCACAGCAAUGGAGGGGAGCUGGAGGAAGAGGAAUUGGGGGAAGAUGGCCCCGAGGGGGGUAUGAACCCUAGGGGGGACCCUGACCUCCUCGACAUCCUGACCUUCCAAGCUGACCAUGUGGCUGCUCAGCUGACACUGGAGGAGGCGGCGCUGUUCCUGCGGGUCGUGCCCUACCAGUGCCUGGGCUCACUCUGGUCUCAGCGGGACAAGAAGGGGCGGGAGCGGGACUGCCCCAGCGUCCACGCCACAGUGCGCCAAUUCAACCGCCUGGCAGGGGCCGUGAUCCACUCCUGCCUGGCGGGGCCGGGGCUGCGCCCCCAGCAGCGGGCCCGCAUCCUGGAGAAAUGGAUCCAUGUGGCUGAGGAGUGCCGCGCCCUGAGGAAUUUCUCGUCUCUCUGUGCCAUCAUCUCCGCCCUGCAGUCCAGCCCCGUGCACCGGCUCAAGCGGACCUGGGACGAGACCGCCAGGUGGGGCUGGGCUGGCGGGGGGGGGUGGAGCUGGGUGGUCAGGAUGUGGGGGGGCAGCAUCUCAGGGGUCACUCAUCCCCCCCCCCCCCUCGCUUUCCCCACCAGGGAUGUGCUGCGCAGCUAUGAGGAGCUCUGCACCAUCUGCUCUGAACAGGAUAACUACAGCCUGAGCCGGCAGCUGCUGUUCCAGGAGGGCACCUCCAAACCGUCUGGUGCCGACCCUGCCCCCCGCCGGCAGCCACGGAGACCCCAGGAGCAGCGCCCAGUGGGUGUGGUUCCGUACCUGGGCACCUUCCUGCGAGACCUGGUGAUGCUGGACACAGCAAUGAAGGACGAGCUGGAGAAUGGAUACAUCAACUUCGAGAAGCGGCGCAAGGAGUUUGAGGUGCUGGCCCAGCUGCGUCUCCUGCAGUCCAUGUGCCGCAACUACACUGUCCAGCCCAGCUCCCACUUCCAGCGCUGGCUGCGGGCACUGCCCCCCCUCUCUGAGGCAUACAGUCACAGUCUCUCCUGUGAGAUCGAACCCCCUGGGGAGGCCCCAACCCCCCAGCGGCCCCUGAAGCCCACCCUGGUCAUCACCCACUGCACAGAGCUGCUGAGCUCUGUGGGGAACCCUCUGGUCUCCUGGGAGAGGCCCAGCUCCCAUGAGGGGCCCCCUGGCUGCUGCCACGACCUGCUGCCACCCCCCCGUGGCCCCACGCAGCUGCUGUCUCGCCUGGUGCAGCACAUGAAGUGGUCAUCAGUCUCAGCGCUGGACACAGCUCCUGAGGACGUGGCUCCCUUGGCUGGGGGCCUCUCGCCUCCCACCCCCACUGCGGGGGGCUUUCCCCAGGGGCACCGGCGGUCGGCUUCCUGUGGCUCAGCCUUCCCUGCCCCUCCCACCCGGGAGCCCGGGCCCCCCCACCCUGACUGCUGCAUUAUCCGCGCCCGCAUGGCCCUGCACAACGGCAGCCUCUACAAGAGCAUCCUGGUAACCAGCCAGGACAAAACCCCAUCUGUCAUCGCCAAGGUGCUGGAGAAGCACGGCCAGGAGCAGGGGGCUGCCCCCCAAUUCCAGCUGGUCCAGCUGCUGCCUGAGGGGAAAGAGCUGACCUUCCUGCCUACAGCCAACAUCUUCUAUGCCAUGAAUGGCUCCAGCUUGGACUUUGUGCUGCGCCCCAAGGGCCCUGGGGAAACUCCCCUGCCUCCCAGUGCUGCCCUCCGCAGGGCUGAGCUCAGCGCCACCUUCCCCAAGAUCAAGGCCACCGGCCGCAAGCUCGCCAGGGCCCUCUUCUGAUGGUGAACCCCGAAACUGCCCUGGGGCUUCCUGGGCUGGAGGAAAGGAAGUGACCUGCGCCUGGGCUCUGGGGAAGGGAAUUGGAGCUGCACAGGGCCUAGGACUGUCUGCUUGGCCUGGGGCUACCUUCAUCUCCCCCUGCACCAGGCUCUGGUCUGCCCCAGGACUGUCCUGGGGCGGGCAGCCAGCUGCCUCAGGGCCAUGACCUAAGUAUCUUGAAAUGGGUGAUGUCCUGACAACCCCUCCCCCUCCAAACUCCAGUACAUACUUCCUAUCCACCCCGGAGGUACAGUUGGGGGGAGGGGUGCGACUGGGGCAGUGACCCCACUCUCCCACAGCCUGGCCUCACCCCUGCCAGAAGGACUCUGCAGCAGAGGCCAGGGUGGUAAUUCCCCUCUAGAUGCAAGUGGGAAGUGGGGUGCCCCUGCCAGUGCCAAGAUGGCAGCUUCUCAGGGACUCAACUGGAGAUGGGGGGAAGGACUGUGUGAUCCAAGCCCUGCAGGGGCAGCUGAUUUCCUCCCCCCCAUCACUGUAUUAGGGGACUUGUGGCCCCAGCCCUCUUUGCUGUAACACUAAUGCAAUAAAGACACUAGAAGCA